Molecule: messenger RNA, 2267 nt
Organism: Dipodomys spectabilis (banner-tailed kangaroo rat)
Lineage: Eukaryota; Metazoa; Chordata; Mammalia; Rodentia; Heteromyidae
Gene: Cstf1
Product: cleavage stimulation factor subunit 1
Exons: 7
Coding region: 392-1753 (453 amino acids)
Biological process (GO): mRNA 3'-end processing
Cellular component (GO): mRNA cleavage stimulating factor complex
Molecular function (GO): protein binding; RNA binding
Source: RefSeq, a predicted model, not a curated record
ACAACGAAGAGCCCGGAAGCGGUGGAGCCAACGGCCUGACAGGUCUAUGGCGGUUCUAGAGCCUGCCGUGGUCUCCAGGAGUGGGCAUUAGUCCUUGAAAUAACAGUCCAUUGGACUCAAGAUUGUUGCAUAGGAGAUAAAGCCGGGGGUCGGUGAGCGAACGUCUUGAACGUGCCAGUAAGUAAAAUGGCGAGAAGGGCAAGACCGAGCGGGACCGGUCGAUAGCGCAGCACUCGACGUCGCGGCCUGGGCGCGUGCGCAGUGAAUGUGCACGCAGAGCCAUCGAUCGGGCGGGAUUCGCGCCUCCAUUUUUUUAGAAGAGAGCCGGAGAGCCGGAGCCAGUGAUCGCGAUCAGAGGAAAUUUAACAGCUAAAGAACCUGGGCUAAGAACAUGAGGUCACUAACCAAAGAUGAUGCAGCUAGUCUAGCUGGAAUGGAAGUUGUCCUUUUCUCCAAGAUGUACAGAACCAAAGUGGGCCUGAAGGACCGCCAGCAGCUCUACAAGCUGAUCAUCAGCCAGCUACUCUACGAUGGCUACAUCAGCAUCGCCAAUGGCCUCAUCAACGAAGUCAAGCCUCAGUCAGUGUGUGCCCCCUCCGAGCAGCUCCUGCACCUCAUCAAACUAGGGAUGGAAAACGACGACACAGCAGUCCAGUAUGCAAUUGGUCGUUCAGAUACGGUUGCUCCUGGCACAGGCAUAGACCUGGAAUUCGAUGCAGAUGUCCAGACCAUGUCCCCAGAGGCUUCUGAGUAUGAGACGUGCUACGUCACAUCCCAUAAAGGACCCUGCCGUGUAGCAACCUACAGUAGAGAUGGGCAGCUGAUAGCCACUGGGUCUGCUGAUGCUUCCAUAAAGAUACUUGACACAGAGAGAAUGUUGGCCAAAAGUGCCAUGCCAAUAGAGGUCAUGAUGAACGAGACUGCACAGCAGAACAUGGAAAACCACCCCGUGAUUCGGACACUCUAUGACCAUGUGGAUGAAGUCACAUGUCUUGCUUUUCACCCAACAGAACAGAUCUUGGCCUCUGGCUCAAGAGAUUAUACUCUCAAAUUAUUUGAUUAUUCCAAACCAUCGGCAAAAAGAGCCUUCAAGUACAUUCAGGAAGCUGAAAUGCUACGCUCCAUCUCUUUCCAUCCUUCUGGAGACUUUAUACUGGUUGGAACUCAGCACCCUACUCUUCGACUUUAUGAUAUCAACACCUUCCAAUGCUUUGUCUCUUGCAAUCCUCAAGAUCAGCACACCGACGCCAUUUGCUCCGUUAAUUAUAACCCCAGUGCCAAUAUGUAUGUAACUGGCAGCAAGGACGGCUGUAUCAAAUUAUGGGAUGGAGUUUCAAAUCGCUGCAUCACCACCUUUGAGAAAGCACACGAUGGUGCCGAAGUCUGCUCUGCCAUUUUUUCCAAAAAUUCUAAAUACAUUCUUUCAAGUGGAAAAGACUCUGUGGCUAAGCUUUGGGAAAUAUCCACAGGACGAACACUGGUCAGAUACACGGGCGCGGGCCUGAGCGGCAGGCAGGUGCACCGGACACAGGCCGUCUUUAACCACACGGAGGACUACGUGCUGCUACCGGAUGAAAGGACCAUCAGCCUGUGCUGCUGGGACUCGAGGACGGCCGAGCGCCGGAACCUGCUCUCGCUGGGCCACAACAACAUCGUGCGCUGCAUCGUGCACUCACCCACCAACCCGGGCUUCAUGACCUGCAGCGACGACUUCAGAGCCCGGUUCUGGUACCGGAGGUCCACCACCGACUGAGCCAGGCAGACCUGGCCAUGGGGCUCAUGUCUGAGGACUCCGCCCUCCUCCCGGGGCCUGCCACCAGUGCCAGUAGGAAGCUAUGCCACCCGUGGCUUGUGCUGUGCCACGGUGUACAUCCUACUGGGAUUUGGACAAAAGAAUCUUUUUUGGCCUUGAUGUAGAAUCAUGGUGGAAAAGGUUGGAAACCCAGAUCUGUGCAUUUCUCCACUCACUGAUGAUUACAGUGUGAUUUUUACUGGUUUUGUAAAUGCAGGACUUGCCGAUUCAUUGAUCUUGCGCAUUUCGAGGAGAGAGUAUUAAAGUGCUUUCUAGGGUUCAGGUGAGUCUAGCGUGAGAACUUCGGCUUGGUUCUCGGCCACCCCCAAGCCUAUUCUGCGACCCCUCUCUGUAUUUCCUUUCCAGAUACAUUGUGACAGGUGAGUAGCUGCGGCGUGAGGACCUAGAGUGUUGUGCCAUGUUGAACCACUUUGAGAACCUCUCAUCCUUCUGACAAUAAAGCUCAGAUCUGCAA